Messenger RNA from Raphanus sativus (radish), 690 nucleotides. RefSeq lists its product as uncharacterized. The coding region runs from base 1 to 690 and encodes 229 amino acids. NCBI's taxonomy places the organism in Eukaryota, Viridiplantae, Streptophyta, Magnoliopsida, Brassicales, Brassicaceae. The transcript has a single exon. The record is from RefSeq and is a predicted model, not a curated record.
AUGUCUUUCUCAUCAGAUGAUGCAGCAGAUAAACUAAUUGAAGAUACGGUUGACCAACAUGUUGAUAAUUUUAUCGACCAACAUGUUGAUAAUUUUAUCGACCAACAAAUUAACAAGCCGAAGAGACGAGCUUAUAUCGAAAGACAUAGGGAGCAAGGCCACGAAGACCUUUGGAACGACUAUUUCAGUGAAAAUCCUACAUACCCACCAGAAAUGUUUAGGCGGCGUUUUCGAAUGACGAAGCCAUUGUUCCUUUCCAUUGUCGAUCGCCUGAGUAAUGAAGUUCCAUACUUUCGUCAAAGACGAAAUGCUCACGGAAGGUACGGUCUAUCUGCACUUCAAAAGUGUACUGCGGCUAUACGUAUGCUAGCAUAUGGUCAAUCGGGAGAUACGUAUGACGAAUAUCUCCGACUUGGUGAGAGUACCGCACUUCUAUGUUUGGAGAAGUUCAACGAAGCGAUAAUACAAUUGUAUGGAGAUGAGUAUCUACGAAAACCUACACCAGCUGAUCUUCAACGAUUACUCGAUAUCGGAGAGGUACGCGGAUUUCCGGGAAUGAUAGGCAGCAUCGACUGUAUGCAUUGGGAGUGGAAAAACUGCCCAAGGUCUUGGAGAGGGCAGUACACACGAGGUCACGGAAAGCCGACCAUUGUCUUAGAGGCUGUGGUAUCACAGGAUCUUUGGAUAUGA